AUGGCUACAACUGAAGGCAGCCGUCGUGUUAUACACUUCCACAACUUAGUCAAUCACAACAUACAUUACAAAAGCAAGCAUGAUAGCGUAAAGAAGAACCCUAGUUGGAGAACUUGGAUUUCAUUGGCCAACACAAUGAUGGGUUCUAGUAUUGUCGUUUUUCCAGUUGUUUUCAAUUAGAGCGGGAUCAUCCUAUCAGUCAUAUGCAUGAUAGUAAUGGCUGUCAUACUAUUUAAAACUUGUCAAUGGUAUCUUCAAAGCACUUUGAACUAUGAAUUAGAUUUAACUGAAGUAAUUAAGAGAACUUUAGGUAUGAAAUGGUACUUAGUAUACUCUAUCAGCAAUUGCUUCUUGCUAUACUUCAUUUCCAUAAUCUAUUUUAUUUUAGCAUGCUCAUUUAGUUAUCCUGUCAUUAAAGUUAUCAUAGAUAGCUUUACAAGUGAUGCGACUGUGAUGAGAAGCUAAACAUCCUUUGACAAAUACUCAUAUUAAUGGCAAGGUAUAGCAUUAGUUGGAUUUCUCUUUCUUCUUAUUUGCUAAAAGAAUCUUUAAUGCAUAUUGAAGAUAACAUAAUUUGGUAUGCUCUCAGUUAUAAUUGUUGUACUUUUUUGCUUCAUUAAAGGAGUUGAAAAUAUUAGCACAGGAGAUGUCUCUGAUAUUCCCCUCUUUUCAUCUAGCGUAGUUACAAUUAUUGGAGUAUUUUUCUUAUCCUUCUAAGUGCACUCACUAUUUCUACCAAUUGUAAAAGAUAACGCAAUACAAAAAAAUAACAAUAGAGAUUUGAAAGUAGCCUAUGCAAUUUGCUUUACAGUUUAUGCAAUUAUAGGAAUAUUUGGAGCUUUUGCAGUUACCGGAAAGGAUCCAGUAGAUGGAAAUCCUGGUUCUACAAUACUUGAGUUUUAUUCAUCAAGAGAUAUAUUCACUGUUAUUGUUUAAGUUGGCCUCUUUAUUUAUGUUAUUGGAGUCUAUCCAAUCAUAGUUUUAGGUUCUCGUAAUAAUCUCUUCAUGCUUUUAGAAAUGAAAUUCCCUGAUCUCAGUAAAAAAAAAAUACCUUUUUAUGGAAUCACUAUUUUUUACUCAUUAAGCUCCUUGUUGAUUUAAAUUUUGAAUAUUAAUAUCAGUAUCCUUAUUUCCAUAUCUGGAUAUUUCAUUAGUUUGUUUGUAGCUAUAAUUAUUCCAGUAUUAAUUAAAGUAAGAGGUCCUAAGACUGCUUUAGGUAAUAUAUAAAAUAUGCAUAAUUUUGUACACACUACUGAAGAUUUAGAUAUUUCUUAGCAUGAUGAACAAGAUAAUAAGAUUAUGACAUCUAGUCAUGAUCAUGAUCAUGAACAAAUUAAAUAAGAUUUAGAAAAUAUGCAAGCUUCAACUAAAGAGGAUCAAAAAUCUAAAAAAAAUGGAGAGUCUAUCCAAAGCAACUAGAUAGGAUCAACCAAUUCAUAUUAAGAUAAUCACUCUACUUAGUCAUCAAAAAAACCUAAUAAAGGCCUAAAAGAUAAAAAAUAAGAUUAAAAUGAUGAAAAAAUUGUAUUACACCAUUAAAAUUCUCAUAAAAUAAAGAGAGUAGUUAAAAAACAUAAAGCAAUAGAAAAUCAACAAAAUAAUAAUAACUAAGAAGAAUAAGUAGGAAGUUAUCAUUCAUCAAAUAGAUUGUGA
Tetrahymena thermophila SB210 is the source of this 1653-nucleotide messenger RNA. RefSeq names its product transmembrane amino acid transporter protein. Gene Ontology annotation, biological process: amino acid transmembrane transport. The transcript has 2 exons. Gene Ontology annotation, molecular function: amino acid transmembrane transporter activity. Lineage: Eukaryota; Ciliophora; Oligohymenophorea; Hymenostomatida; Tetrahymenidae. The record is from RefSeq and is a predicted model, not a curated record.